Messenger RNA from Schizophyllum commune H4-8, 579 nucleotides. RefSeq lists its product as uncharacterized. NCBI's taxonomy places the organism in Eukaryota, Fungi, Basidiomycota, Agaricomycetes, Agaricales, Schizophyllaceae. The transcript is spliced from 4 exons. The record is from RefSeq and is a predicted model, not a curated record. Bases 33 to 311 code for a protein of 92 amino acids.
GCCGUCAUCUCGACCGCCCGCUUGUCGGCGCCAUGGCAGACUCUGUCCCCAAGGAUCGCCCCUUCGAGCCCGUCACUGACCCGAGGAUGAAUGCGACGCCGUUGGACUACAAGGAGCAAUUCCAGGGAGCGAUGACUUCCCAGUACGUCGAUCCUUGUAAGGCGGCGCAGAAGGCAUCACUCAAGUGUCUCGACCGCAAUAACUACGAGCGUAUGCCCUGCCAGGGCUACUUCGAGGCGUACAGGGAAUGUAAGAAGGCCUGGGUUGAACAGCGUAAGGCUGAUCGUAGAGCGGGCACUUACAAGGAUUGACUUGUAAUCGCAUCGACCAAUACACCCCACUCACCUGAAAUCCCAAUCAAGGGCACAUUCCCCCUUCAUGCAGCCUGGGCGAAGAUGCGUUUCUGCUCCUCAGGGCGGAUCCAAAUACUUCAUAGAGGGCUUGACGCUCCUGCCAUCAGGGGAGCUGAAUGCGCGCCACCCGGUCUGCUUUGGUUGUACAAACGAAUACUUCUAUGUACUAUAUAGGGCUGUAGCUCUGCACCUUGAAAGGGACAAUCUACUGAAUGAUUUGCUUGUC